Phycodurus eques (leafy seadragon) is the source of this 3583-nucleotide messenger RNA. It is a transcript of the gene igsf3, whose product is annotated as immunoglobulin superfamily, member 3. Lineage: Eukaryota; Metazoa; Chordata; Actinopteri; Syngnathiformes; Syngnathidae. The coding region runs from base 136 to 3297 and encodes 1053 amino acids. The transcript is spliced from 9 exons. The record is from RefSeq and is a predicted model, not a curated record.
GGGGGGCCUGGGAGCACCUUGCGUGGAUUUGUGUACCUUCCUCUCCCUUUUCCGGGUGUGGAGGAGCCGCCGCUCGUUUGUUCAUCCAAGAAGGGGCGACAACAUCGCGGGGGUGGCUGAGCCGAGCCAGGCACGAUGGCAACCGGUGUGCUCCUCGUCGCCUUUGCGCUGCUCGCAGGUGCUUCUGUGGCCCAGAGAGUUGUGACGGUGCAAAGCGGGCCGCUGAUUCGGACCGAGGGCUCCCACGUGACCAUCUGGUGCAACGUGACAGGCUACAAAGAAGGCCUGGAGCAGGACUUCGAGUGGUCCAUGUACCUACCGUCCGUACCGGACCGAGAGAUCCGUAUCGUGAGCACGGCCCAGUCCAACUACGCCUACGCCGUCUACGCGCAGAGGGUGAACAGCAAAGAAAUCUACGUGGAGAGGCUGAGCCGCGACUCGGCCAUGCUGCACAUCACCAAAGUGCAGGCCAAGGACCAGGGCCUGUUUGAGUGUUACACGCCCAACACGGACGGCCGCUACUUAGGCUCCUACAGUGCACGCACCAACCUUACGGUUAUUGCUGACUCCCUGACAGUAUCAGCUCCAGCCCAGACUCUUUCCAAAGUGGAAGGCGAUGCACUGCAACUGACCUGUGAAGUGUCCCGGACCACAAUGCAACACACUCACUUGUCAGUGGGCUGGUACCUGAAAGCGCCCGACGACGCAUCCGCCCCACCUCAGGAGCUGCUCACCCUGUCGAAGGACUUUGUUCUGCGGUCCGGGGGUCCAUACCGCCAGAGGAUGGCGGCGGGGGACCUCAGGCUAGACAAAACCAGCGCCACGUCCCACCGUCUGACCAUCCACAAGCUGCAGCCGGUGGACCAGGGCCUGCUCUACUGCCAGGCUGCCGAGUGGAUCCAGGACACCGACGGCAGCUGGUUUGCCAUGACCCGCAAACAGAGCGACAUGACCCCGCUCCGCAUUCAGCCCACUGAUCGUGACUUCAGCAUCCAGGUGAGCACGGAGCGACGGUCCUUCACGGCCGGUGAGCCGCUGGAGCUCCGCUGCACCAUUGAGGCGCAGAACGUCCCUGAGCGGUUCUUCUCGGUGUCGUGGGUCUUCAGCAGCUCACCGGUGGCCGUGGUGGACCCCAGUGCCGUGCCCCUCCUGGGCUCCGACUACGUGGCCCGCGAGGCCGCCGGCCUCAUGACGGUGCGCAAGGAGAGUCCCAAUGUGCACCUGCUCAAGCUGCAGCACCUACGCCCCAACGACGCCGGCAAAUACAUCUGCCGUGUGACGGAGCGGGAAAAGACACCCACGGGAGACUUCAUCGACCGCAGCAAGCGGUCCCGCAACGUUCAGAUCACAGUGCAGCCGCUCAAGAGCAACAUGACUGUCUCGUUGUCUAGCAACUCCUCUGAGGUUCUGGAGGGCAACGUGAUGCAGUUGACCUGCUUGGUGCAGUCCACCACAGACCCACUGUCUGUCGUCUGGCAGCGGACAGACAAGCAGGGCAACGAACCAGCCCAGAAGUUGGCCUCGCUGGACCGGGACGGGACCGUUCUGCACAGCGAUGCCUACGGGGAGCGCUCCAGCUACGGCGAGAUACGCGUGGAGAGGUCACGGGCUGACACCUUCCUACUCUCCAUCUACAACGUCUUGCCGGAGGAUGAGGGGCAGUACAGCUGCGCUGCAACCGAGUGGUUUCAAAACGGUACUGAACCGGAACUCAGCUGGGAGAAGAUCGGAGAAAAGUCUGACACGAAGACAGUCACCGUCAAGACUGUCGAGUCCUCCUUCAUGGUCUCUGCCUCAUCACGGACACCGUCUGUAACGUAUGGGGACUCCUUUGACCUCUUGUGCUUGGUCAAGCCCCGCCACAACCCCCGCGUGCCCGCCUCGGUCACAUGGCGCUUCAUGCCGGCCGGCACGGAGGCCUCCGGCGAAGGCGAGUUCAAGGAGCUGGUGACUUUCACCCGGGAGGGCACACUGCAGUGGGGGGAGCAGCUGCUCGGUCUGGGCACCCGCACCACCGUGGACCGCUCGCACUCCAACACCAACUUCUGGCUGUCUGUGACGCGGGCGGGGCGCCACGAGGCGGGCAAGUACCAGUGCACCGCCGUCCUGUGGAGGAAAAACUACGACAACAGCUGGAGCCGAGUGGCCAACCGCACCUCCAACCUGCUCGGAAUCAGCGUCCUCCAACCAGAUAGUAAACUGCGGGUGCAAAAGAACAACCAGUCUCUGGUCAACCUGGAAGACAGUCGAGUCCGAAUCAAUUGCUCCGUCACCUCGCAGACCAGCCCGGACUCCCGGCACGCCGUGCUGUGGUACGUGAGACGCGCCGCCGCGGGCUCGGAGGCCGACGAGCUCCUGCUGCGGAUCGAGCGGUCGGGGGCGCUGGAGUACGGCACGUACGCCGACGAGGAGAGGCUGCGGCGGCGCGUGCAGGCCGAGAGGCUUUCCCCUCGCCUCUACGCGCUGACGCUGAACAGGGCGGAGAGCGGCGACUCGGGGACGUACUACUGCCUGGUGGAGGAGUGGCUGAGCGACCCCGACGGAGCCUGGUACCGCCUCUCGCGGGACUCGUCCGGGUUCACGGAGGUUCUGGUUCGACGGCCAGAGGCCCGACUUCAGGUGGAGGAGACGGAGUCAAACGUGACCGUAGCCGAGUCGGGCUCAAUCCGGCUGGGCUGCAGCAUCCCCUCGCAGUCGUCCCGAGACUCACGCUUCUCCGUGUCCUGGUACGUCGAGCGCGACGAGGACGAGGAGCUGCUGCCGACGGAGGAAGAGCGCGAGGGGGACUGCGUCUUCUCCAUCGGGCACGACGCCAUCUUCGGGAACGGCAACUGCAGCCCCGGAGAGGAAGCGGGGCCCAACUCCCGCCUGCAGUUCGAGAGGACCGCCUCGGACCAAUACAGCCUGACCAUUCAGGGAGCGCGACCGACAGACGGGGGGCGCUACUACUGCCACGUGGAGGAGUGGCUGCUCAACCCUCGCAAUGCUUGGUACCGGCUGGCCACCAACAACUCCGGCUUCAUUACGGUCAAUGUACUGCACCAAGAGUCCACCGUCAAGUCCGUGGUGUGCUCCAACGACACGCUCUUCUACUUCGUCUUCUUCUACCCGUUCCCCAUCUUCGGCAUCCUCCUCAUCGCCCUGCUGCUGGUACGCUUCAAGAGCCGCAACAACAGCAAGAGCCAGGAGGGCAAGAACGGCGCCCCCCUCCUGUGGAUUAAGGAACCGCACCUCAGCUACUCGCCCACCUGUCUGGACCCGCCCGCCCUCAGCCUGCACCCCGGCUCCGUGGACUAGCGCUCCCGCCCGCCCCCCGAAUCGCCGUAUUGGCCACCGCACGAGGGCAGCGGAUCAGGACGCCGCUUCCGGAAUUUCCUGUCGUUCACCGCUGUCUUGAUCCAUCAGUAGAUCGGCUGCCUGGUUUUUUUGUGUGUGAGUGAGCAGUGUUCUCAUUUUUGUGUCUCAGCGCUGUAUUAGAUUUAAUUACCCGAAAUAUUGGUCUCUUUUUCAAAAGAGAACCACCAAACAAAAAAAUAAUAAUCAGCUCACUUUUAAGACAAGGAACUGCGGGGGGGGGGGGGGG